Talaromyces rugulosus is the source of this 1665-nucleotide messenger RNA. RefSeq lists its product as uncharacterized. Bases 1 to 1665 code for a protein of 554 amino acids. The transcript has a single exon. NCBI's taxonomy places the organism in Eukaryota, Fungi, Ascomycota, Eurotiomycetes, Eurotiales, Trichocomaceae. The record is from RefSeq and is a predicted model, not a curated record. Gene Ontology annotation, cellular component: nuclear origin of replication recognition complex; nucleus. Gene Ontology annotation, molecular function: DNA replication origin binding. Gene Ontology annotation, biological process: DNA replication.
AUGAAGCGCAAAGCAGCAGAUCUUUCUUCGAACAACGACGAUGACGAAGGCGACGACUGGCCGACAGUAUCGACUCCAAAGAGACAGAGGACAGGGCCUGGACUGCAAGUGUCAAAUAACAACAACAUAAUCGACAACGGGGAUGCCGUUGCCACCACACCUUCGAAGCGCGCUCGAGCAACCCCGAGGAAAGUUGCGACGCCGAAUCCGACCGGAUUGAAGACGCCGACACACAAGUCCAAAGCGACAUCGCUAUUCGUGACCCCGAAGAAGAACACGCCGUCCAGAGCCAAAAACGCCGACCGGUCUGCCAAGAGAAAGAGUGCCAAGCUACUAUUAGAGCAGGAUGAAGAUGAUGUUUGGGAUGGUGCCGACAGACUAGCCGAGGAGAUCUUGGACGACGAAGAAGCUACCAACGGAGCAGAAGACCCAAAUGUGCUGGAAACGACGGAGAAAGAUGGCGAGAAGACUACAACAAAUACAGAGUCACAACCCAAACGUCGAGCCGGUCGACCAAAGGGUGCAAAGAACAAAAGAUCACCAACUCCAGAAGGAGAGAUUCCGCCACACGAGAGAUACUUCUUCCAGAACCGUUCGGGGCCGCCAAAAACAUCCAAUAAUACACUGAACAAGGUCUCGUUAUUAACUCACGAGGAAUAUUUUGAGUUGCUUGGUCGAUAUCAAGAUCCAUUUUCUGAAGAGAAGGACUUGCUACUGGCAAUACAUCAACGUUCUUUUCCUCAAUGGAAUUUUGAGUUCCGUGAGAAUCUCAACAUCUGUCUCUACGGAUACGGGUCGAAGCGACGGUUAGUGCAGCAAUUUGCUGACUGGCUGUAUAAACGAUCCAUAUCCCAGCCAAUUAUUAUAGUCAACGGGCAUACCCCGAAUAUAACUGCCCGUUCUAUUCUCAACACUAUACUCACCUCUGUAUGUGGUGAGGAAGUUCCGGCAAAGUUGGGCACGAUGCCAAGUGAAGUUCUCGAGUUUCUUCAUUCGGCUCUACAAUCGCGCGAGACGCCCGUGACUGUGCUAAUCAACUCGAUUGACGCGCCGCCUCUGCGGCGAACAAUUCAUCAGGCGCAUCUAGCUCGCCUGGCCGCCAUUCCCAAUAUCAAUGUUCUAGCAACGAUCGAUACCCCCAAUUUUUCGACCAUGUGGGAUGUCAGUCUGCGGGACCAAUUUAGAUUCGUGUUCCAUGAUUGCACUACUUUUGCAUCGUACGACUCGGAACUUAACGUCGUCGAUGAGGUGCACACCCUCCUUGGCAAGAAGGGCCGACGAGUUGGUGGCAGAGAAGGCGUCACUUUUGUGCUGAAAAGUUUGCCCGAGAAUGCCCGCAACCUGUAUCGAUUACUCUUGACAGAGCUGCUGACGCUUGAGCUGGGCGAUGGCAACGGUGGGGCUAGUGAUGACGAAGAAAAUAAAGGGGACAGUCGAAAAGCAGGCCGGAAUGAGGAAGUUGGCAUUGAAUUCAGGGCCCUGUACCAGAAGGCUUCGGAGGAAUUUAUCGCCUCGUCUGAAAUGAUGUUCCGGACUCUGCUGAAGGAAUUCCAUGACCAUCAAAUGGUUACCUCUCGCAUGGAUGCGACUGGUGCAGAGACGCUCGGGGUGCCGUUGUCUCGAGAGGAUAUGGAGGGGGUGCUGGAAGAGUUGGUGUUGAGUUAA